UUUCUUUGAUGUCUGAAAAAAUAAUUAAAAAAUACACAAAAUUUAUUGUCAUAUUAGAUUAAAUCCUAUAAACCCUUAAUUACAAAUACCUGCGUCCUGGGUCGAUGGCCUCCUCUGAGCAUAUUGCAAUACCAGAGGCUUUCUCUAACCCAGCAAAAGCAGCAUUACAUUACCUGUCUAAUGCUUUGACAGGAGCUUCAACACAAGGAUGUGGAAAGUGAAACAACUCAAGAGAUGCAGAGAAUACUAGUGUCUCGGAUUUCUCAUUUGAAGAGAGUCUAUGGCCAAUUUGGUCCAAAUGUGUGUUUGGCAACAGAGAGAUCACUAACUUCAGGAGCAUAUGAGGGUGAUGAUCCUCUAUACGCAGAUGUGCCGAAACCGCGCAGGGAUAAAUCUGAAAGGAAGCCAUACCUAACACCAAUGAAGAUUUUGAUUCAGAGAGCCAAGGAGGAGAAAGAAGCUAGGAAGGCUCAGCCUUGUAGGCUGCUUGAACACCCCCCUGAUAAUGGGCUAUUGGUCCCUGAACUGAUCGACGUGGCUCACCGAGUCUACCAAGCUCGAGAGUCUCUCCUCCUUGGCUCAUCAAAGUUACUUCAAGUCAUUCCCAUCCAGCGUUGUAGGUAUUGCUAUGAGGUUCAUGUUGGACGAGUGGGACAUGAAAUCCGAACCUGCACUGGUCCAAAGAGUGGCUUUCGAAGUGCCAAACAUGUUUGGAGGAAAGGAGGAAUUCAAGAUGUGGUUUUCUUCCCCAAAUCCUUCCAUCUUUAUGACCGAGUUGGUAAACCAAGAGUGGGGCAUGAUGAGAGGUUUAGAGUCCCACGGAUCCCUGCCAUUUUGGAGCUAUGCAUACAAGCUGGUCUUGACCUUGAAAAGUACCCCACUAAAAGAAGAACGAGACCUGUUUAUUCCAUCGAAGGAAGAAUUGUAGACUUCGAAUCAGUAAAAAUUGAUGAAAACUCAGACUGUACAAUUUUCAACUCCCCAGUACAUUCUGAUGCAGGAACCAAAACUGAACAGUUGGUAGAUUUGACAAAUGAUGGUAAUCUUCUAGAUAAGGUGAAAGAUAGUGUAGAAGAAAGCACAAGGGAGUUGAGCAUUGUGACAUUAGAAUCAUGGCUCGAGAUGACACGUGGAGUAAAGAAGAUGAUGGAGAAGUACGGUGUGAAGACUUGCGGAUACUGUCCAGAGAUUCAGGUAGGAGCUAAGGGACACAAGGUAAGAAUGUGCAAGGCCUCAAAGCACCAAUCUCGUAAUGGUUUGCAUGCAUGGCAAGAGGCAACAAUAGAUGAUGUUGUUGGUCCCAAUUAUGUUUGGCAUGUUCGUGAUCCAAAUGACACUGCUCUUGAUAAUAACCUCAAGAGGUAUUAUGGUAAGGCUCCGGCUGUUGUAGAGUUGUGUGUGCAAGCAGGAGCACCUGUUCCAGAUCAAUACAAGAGUAUGAUGAGAUUAGAUGUCGUUCCUCCUGAUCGCGAUGAAGUUGAUCUUGUUGCUUAAACUUUUUCAUUAUUAUUUUUUGGGACACAAAGACAUGAUUUUUGGUCCUUCCUUUUGUAUUGUAGCUUCAACUUGUUUCUCUAUUAUUCCAAGAAGAAUACUAGAGCCAUGAGUUUGAGUAUGUUUACCAAAUAUUCAUGUUUUAGAUUUCUUGUCUUUACAAGU
Humulus lupulus (European hop) is the source of this 1659-nucleotide messenger RNA. RefSeq names its product APO protein 3, mitochondrial. Bases 235 to 1494 code for a protein of 419 amino acids. The transcript is spliced from 4 exons. Lineage: Eukaryota; Viridiplantae; Streptophyta; Magnoliopsida; Rosales; Cannabaceae. Gene Ontology annotation, molecular function: RNA binding. The record is from RefSeq and is a predicted model, not a curated record.